AAAUUUCGAUAUUACAAUAUUCCCUCGGUUGGAUGGUAUUCAUAUUAAUUUUGUCAUGCAGAUUGACCUGGUGGGAGGAUACUACGACGCAGGGGACAACGUGAAAUUCGGGUUUCCGAUGGCGUAUACGGUGACGAUGCUUGCAUGGAGUGUGGUGGAAUUCGGGAAUAAUUUGAAGGCGAGAAAUGAGUAUUGGAACGCUUUGAAAGCCGUAAAAUGGGGAACUGAUUAUAUGAUGAAGGCCCAUCCAGAGCCUAAUGUAUUGUACGGUGAAGUUGGGGAUGGGGGCUCAGAUCAUGCUUGCUGGCAGAGGCCUGAAGAUAUGACUACGCCGAGGACUGUUUACAAGAUUGAUGACCAUAAUCCCGGAGCCGACCUUGCCGGUGAAACUGCCGCUGCUUUUGCGGCCGCCUCUAUUGCUUUCAAGAAGUCAAGCCCUGCUUAUUCGGCCCAACUUCUCAUCCAUGCAAAACAGUUAUUUGAAUUUGCGUCAAGACAAGGUGGUCAGUACCAAAACAGCAUUUCAGUGGCCGUAUAUAUAUAUAGUGUUUUUGUGUGGCAGGAUGAACUUUUGUGGGCAGCUGCAUGGCUACAAAGAGCUACUAACGACAACACUUACCUGGAAUUCAUCAAUAGGUCUUCAAAUUCAGGUGGCACAAGAACUAUGUUUUCUUGGGAUGACAAAUUUGUUGGCGCUCAAGUCCUAAUUGCAAAGAGAAUCCUAGAGGGGAAGUUUUCCGAAAAUGGAAACUUGGGUCAAAUGAAGAACUUCGCAGAGCAAUAUAUUUGCAAUUGCAUACAGAAAGGAUAUAGCAAUGUUCAGAGGACGAGCGGCGGGCUUCUGUGGUUUCUCCAAUGGAGUAAUCUUCAGUACGUCACGAGCGCAUCAUUCAUCAUCACAGCCUAUGCCGAUUAUCUAUCUAAAACACACAAAAACAUCCAAUGCGCCAGCGGGAUAGUCGGACCGAAUGACCUAAUGGCUUUUGCCAAAUCUCAAGUGGAUUACAUGUUAGGUUCAAACCCGAAGAAUAUGAGUUAUAUGGUUGGAUUCGGGUCAAACUAUCCGAAACAGGUUCACCACAGAGGAGCAUCAAUUGUGUCGAUAAAGAAAGACUCGAGGCCAAUGAGUUGCCAAGAAGGUUUCGAAGAGUGGUUCCAUAACAACCAAGAAAACCCUAAUGUGCUGACCGGUGCAAUAGUCGGUGGGCCCGAUCGGAGUGAUCAGUACACAGACGCUAGAGAUAAUUACCAGCAGGCUGAGCCUUCUACCGCGAAUAAUGCGCCUCUUGUUGGGGUUUUAGCUAGGCUUGCAGCUUGAUGCCAAAACUGUUCUUCAAUUCUUAAUUUUU
Molecule: messenger RNA, 1349 nt
Organism: Erythranthe guttata (spotted monkey flower)
Lineage: Eukaryota; Viridiplantae; Streptophyta; Magnoliopsida; Lamiales; Phrymaceae
Source: RefSeq, a predicted model, not a curated record